AUGCUGAUGUGGAUGUCAGCACGCAGAGGUUCUCAGCAGUGGAAGCCGAGAGGACACAGGAGAAGAAAGAUGAGGAGGGCCCGAGCCAAGAUGAACCAGUGUCUGCCAUGUUUCAUCGUCACAGCCGUCAUCAUGGGUUUCUUCUGCCAAGGGGUGGACAGCGCGUCUGGUGAGUUCGCCCGGAAGUUGUUAUCGGACCUGUUCCAGAACUACACGUCCUCCAUCCGGCCUGUCAGGAACACGUCACGGCCCAUCACUGUCACGUUCGGCGUGGCGCUGGCGCAGAUCAUAGACAUGGAUGAGCGGAACCAGAUCCUGACUGCGUACUUGUGGCUCCGACAGAACUGGGUGGAUGAAUUCCUACAGUGGGACCCUGCGGACUAUGACGGACUGGAGUCACUGAGAGUUCCCUCCCGCAUGCUGUGGACUCCAGACAUAGUGUUGUACAACAACGCCGACGACGACUUCUCCAGCCGUAUGGAGACCAACGUGGCGCUGGACUUCACCGGCCACAUCUACUGGGACUCCCCGGCCAUCACCAAGAGCUCCUGCGAGGUGGACGUCUCCUUCUUCCCGUUCGACCGGCAGAAGUGCCGCCUGACCUUCGGCUCGUGGACGUACAGCGGCGGGCAGAUCGACGUGUUGAACGAGUCGUUCACGGGAGACCUGACCGACUACGUGCGGAACGCCGAGUGGGAACUGGUCGGGAUGCCCACGAGGAGAAACCUCAUCGUCUACGGCUGCUGCCCCGAGCCGUUCCCGGACGUGACUUUUACCAUCAUGCUGGAACGAAAAUCUCUGUACUACAUCUUUAACCUGAUCCUCCCGUGCAUGCUGAUAUCUAUGCUAGCGCCCAUGAGUUUCUACCUCCCGGCAGACUCCGGAGAGAAGGUGUCCCUGGGCAUCACAGUACUCCUGGCGCUGACCGUGUUCCAACUCGUGGUCGCUGAGGCACUCCCGCCUUCUGAGAACAUCCCCUUGAUAGGAAAGUACUACAUCGCCAGUAUGACGCUGAUGUCCCUGUCCACGGGGAUGUCGUGUUUCGUCAUGAACAUCCACCACUGCGGCCCAGAGGCUCGCCCCGUCCCCCGCUGGAUGCGCUGGCUCAUCCUCAAGUGGCUGGCCCAGAUCCUGCUCUUCCGCGACCUCAGCAUCCCCUGCUGCAAGAACGACAAACCCAAGUGCCGCGCCUCACCGCGCACGAGCAGAAGCGGCAGCCACCACGACUGCGACAACAACACCGCCAGCUGUGCGCAUGCCCGGGAGCGCGCAUGCUCACUGGAUAAGAUUGAGAAGGAGGUUCGAUACGUCACAGAUCGGCUCCGGAAGAAGGAUAAGGAGAACAUGGUGGCCGCGGAGUGGCAGAGAGUGGCUAAAGUGGUGGACAGACUGUUCCUGUGGCUCUCGCUGCUAACCGCCAUUGCCGUCAGCCUGCUGAUACUGGGAUCUUACGUGUGA
Molecule: messenger RNA, 1458 nt
Organism: Branchiostoma belcheri (Belcher's lancelet)
Lineage: Eukaryota; Metazoa; Chordata; Leptocardii; Amphioxiformes; Branchiostomatidae
Product: neuronal acetylcholine receptor subunit alpha-10-like
Exons: 7
Coding region: 1-1458 (485 amino acids)
Biological process (GO): chemical synaptic transmission; regulation of membrane potential; signal transduction
Cellular component (GO): neuron projection; postsynaptic membrane; synapse
Molecular function (GO): transmembrane signaling receptor activity; acetylcholine-gated monoatomic cation-selective channel activity
Source: RefSeq, a predicted model, not a curated record